Molecule: messenger RNA, 3427 nt
Organism: Puccinia graminis f. sp. tritici CRL 75-36-700-3
Lineage: Eukaryota; Fungi; Basidiomycota; Pucciniomycetes; Pucciniales; Pucciniaceae
Exons: 4
Coding region: 380-3247 (955 amino acids)
Source: RefSeq, a predicted model, not a curated record
CUUUUCCUUUAUCAACCCAGUCUCCAUCAAUCCAUCAUCAUCUGCAUCACUAGAGUAGUACAUCUCCCUUCCCUUUCCUUCCAAUCCAUACCCACCAAGUCACCCUUCUCCUUCGUCAUUCCGCGUCCAUGAGCACGCCAUGCAUUAAUACUACAUACGCUAACUAAUCCAUCAUCUUCCCCAGCUGCGAAGGAGAAGGAAGGGAUUUUGCAUUUUUGUCUACAGUACAACUUCUGGACCUCGCGCUCUCGACUUCGCGACGCUGGGUAGCGACAGGCGGAUGUACAGAUCCCUCCCUUGCUAUAGGUGACCGCGAGCUUAUGUCAUCAGUUCCUUCUCGAAAUCCGAAUCCUUGAUUCCGAUUGUAAAAAAGGGCCAUAUGUACAACAAACUGGUGGUCUACACUUCUCCAACCAACAAGAAAAACAAGAUGAAACCAGCAAACCAACACCCACCAACAUCAUCGCCAUCACCAGACUACAAAAACCAAGAACUAGAGAAAAAAGAACAACAAGAACAACAGCUACAACUGAUCAACAACCAUCGUCGCUCUCAAUCACUACAUUCCACCACCCAGAUCACUUCUCACUCAUCCAACUCUCAACAUAACCUACCAACACUCCAGACUAAUCAUCUCAAUCAUCACCAAAACUCAACAUCCUCAUCCUCUCUAACAUCCUCAUCCUCCUCUUCAUCCUCCUCAACCCCACCAAGACAUCAUCAUCAUCAAUACAACAACUCAUUUCACCAUCAUCCUGCCUCACCUAUCAAGCACAUCCAUCAUCAACAACAGCACCCAGAAUCUCUCUCAGAACAUCACCAUCAAUCCUCAUCUGACCAUCUCCUCAACCACCACCAUUCUCCAAGAAGAUCCGAUCAACCAACUCACUCCUUACUCUCAAAUUCUAUCCUCGUCAUCUCCCUCACCAUCACCUCAUCCUUCUCCUCAAUCCUCCUCUCAAUCUCAACCACCCAACUCACCCAUCUCUCCCUAGCCACCUUCCCCAUACUCGAAUUCCUAUCGCUUUCGAUCAUCACCAGAUUACCGAUCCUCAAUCGAAUUCAAUCCACCUAUAAUCCUCAUCAGCCUAAUCCAUCACAUCACCCCCACCAUCGAUCCCGAUGCCCAACACCACCACCACCACCAAAGAAUUCAAAUCUAACCAAUUCUCAUCAUCGAUCCUAUCAAUCAGUACCCAGAUUUACUGGCUGGAGAUUACUGCUCAGAUUCACCCUACCAGCCGCACUGCUCAGCUUACUGGCCUCAUGGUCCAAAACCGAAAUUGCUGGAAGAGUCGGCUGUGGCACUUGGCAGGCAUUUGAUAUUUAUGCACUUCCUAUCGCAGUCGUCGCGCUCUCCCGAUUACCAUCGAUCAAGCAACCUAGACGUGAACUUGUUGCCACAGUCUCAAUCAUCACAUUUGCCAUCUCACUCAUGUUUUUUGCCGAGCCAAUAUAUCCGUUCCUGAUCAUACUCGGCAUCCUCUCUGCGGCCUCACAGGCCCUCUACCUGACCCACCUCAAGACCUGGUUACUCUCCUUUCCCCAGCUCAACCCGUGCCAUGCUCUCGCCCAUUCAUCCCCCUUUGCGCUCCUCCUGAUCUUUGUUCCCGCCUUUGCCAAUGCAAUCUAUCAGUCUAUGACUCGCUUUGGGCACCUCGAUCUCACCCCUCGAUUCACUUUCCAUGCAACUAUCUGGCUGAUCAUGUAUCUCCUUGCACGCGUCACCGAACGGCUGUUGGAACUCUGGAUAGUCUACCGAUUUCAAUCUCCACUCUCGGUUAUCCUCGUCGUCCCACUGCGCAACUUGCUCUCCGUCGGAAUAGCAGAAGUCUCGCAGUUUUACCUUGGUCGACUAGGUUCAGCCCAAUCGAUCGCAUGUUACUCCUUUUCCCUCUUGGGCCUCUAUCAUGCCGAACGUGAUGUUUCUCAAGCCUUGAGACAAUUCUGCAAAUUCAUCUUCAAUCGAUGUUCGCAUCCAAAACUUCCUGGGUCAAGUAGGCGGAGAUCUUCAAUUUACACAGAUCCAGAUGCGGAAACCAUUCAAGAGAAAUCGCCCGAUGAGCUCUUACACAGCCGAGAAGUCGAUCAUGGACGAUUGAGUUCUAUUGAGCGUGAUCGACCAAGAGAUGAAGAAGAUUAUAGACGACAAGCCCCCACAUCGCGUUUUCGCAAGCCAUCAUUCUCGGAGCGAUAUCGAUCCGAGCGCAAGUUGAAGACUCAUUGGCAGACAUUAUUCCGGAGCAUCGCCUUUGGGCCACUCAUAGUCCUUCUCUUAAUCAAACUGAUAUGGCAACCACCGAUUGGAGUUCCGAUGACCGAGAUGCCGCUCGCAACAGCUCGACCAGCAGGCUCAGUCGACCUAGUGUUUUCAUACUACAACGAGCCCCUGAGUCGGUUCUUCGAAGCAGUUGAUCAUGUCCGUAGAUUAUCCGUCUUAUCAUUACAAAACCCUCGAGUGAUCGUCUAUGUCAAACAUCCUGAAGUCUCACUGGUCAAUAUCGCCAAUGUGAUCAAUGCGGAUGAGGUGAUUCGAUUGGACAAUGUAGGAAGGGAAGGAGGGACAUACUUGACACAUAUCCUUAAACAUUACAAUUCGACGAUCCUAACUGAUCAACAAGGAAGGGUAAUCCGAAGUGGGAAGAGUGACCCAAAUAUCCUUGAACAAGCCGAAUUCGGAGUCGAAAGAGUCCUCAGCUCGCCGGCUAUUCAUGGACUAGCUGAUCAUACAGUCUUCAUGCAACCCGAAAUUUCUUGGCAUUGGAUUGCCAAACCUCGGAUGGAUCUCUUCGAUCCUAAAUCUACUGGGUUCCUCUCUUUCGGUCCUUAUCUUGUUUCCGUGUGUGGUCAGGAUGGUCUGGGGAAUGGGAAUUAUGAACGGAUGAGAGAUAUUUACACCAUGUUUUAUAAUUCUUUUUGUCCACCAACCGGCCAAUUAGCCUCAUAUGCGGGCCAAUUUGUGGUAUCAAAGGCUCGAAUAUUAUCGAACAGAUACGAACAAUAUCUGAACAUGAGGAGAUUAUUGGAGGCACCAAAAGAGCAUUGGAUUCAUCAAGAGGGAGGAUGGUUAAAAUGGAAAGGUGCAACGGAUACUGCGGCUACCAAUCCUACUGGUCCUCAAGCCCCUUUCCUGGGACAUGCCCUCGAACGCUCUUGGCCGGUUAUCUUUCGUUGUUUCGAUCCUUCCAUUGCUGAGUCUUGUCCUGAUGAUCUUAAUGAUAAACGUCUCUGUCAAUGCUUUGAUUAGUCAAUCUACUCCUUCCUUCCUUCCUUCCUCCUUUCUCUCUAUUCCUUUUCUCUCUUUGGUUUCUCAGUUGUUUUGUACUUCAAUAAAUAAUUUGUUAUUUUAUUUGCUUUGGGUACCUUUCCUUAUCUUUCCUUAUUCAGUGACUCUCUCUCUUUCUCUCUCUCUCUCUCUCUCUCUCUC